CCAACUUGAUCCUUAUCACUUCAGCUCUUCAACGAUCACUAAACCGAACCGGACUCAACUAUUCUCUACACGCUACAAUAGCCAUCCAUAUUCCAUGCCAAAAAGUUCGAGUUGGGCAGCUUAAUAGCUUUUCAAAUUUUUGACACGACUCUUUGCAGAACUUUACUCGGGUGAGAAGAGGAACCGAACUGGGAAAGUCAUAGGUUGGAGUAUUGGAGUCAGCGUUAUGAUUAUUCUGAGUGUUAUCGUGUUUUUCUUUUGGAAGAGGAGAGAGAAGCAAGCAAAAGCAGAUGCAAUACCUAAUGUGGGUAACCGAGUUCUAAUGAACGAGGUGGUGAUACCAAGAAAGAAGAGGAAUUUGACUGGAGAAGACGAAGUAGAAGAAUUGGAACUUCCGUUGAUAGAGUUUGAAGCUGUUGUCACAGCCACCGAACAUUUCUCUGAUUGUAAAAAGAUCGGAGAAGGUGGGUUUGGUAUUGUUUACAAGGGAAGGUUAGUUGACGGGCAAGAAGUUGCGGUGAAGAGACUAUCAGAAAUGUCAGCUCAAGGCACCCAUGAGUUCAUGAACGAAGUUAGGCUAAUUGCAAAGCUUCAGCAUAAAAAUCUUGUCCAACUUCUUGGCUGUUGCGUUUAUGAGGGCGAGAAGAUCUUAAUCUACGAGUACUUGGAGAAUCUAAGCCUCGAUUCUCAUCUCUUUGAUGAAACCAGAAGCUGUAUGUUAAAUUGGCAAAUGAGAUUUGAUAUUAUCAACGGUAUUGCCCGAGGGCUUCUGUAUCUUCACCAAGAUUCACGCUUUAGAAUCAUCCAUAGGGAUUUGAAAGCAAGCAAUGUCUUACUUGAUAAAAAUAUGACUCCAAAGAUCUCGGAUUUCGGGAUGGCAAGGAUAUUUGGAGGGGAUGAGACGGAAGCUAACACGAGGAAGGUGGUCGGAACUUAUGGCUACAUGUCUCCAGAAUAUGCGAUGAACGGGACAUUCUCAAUGAAGUCAGAUGUGUUCAGUUUUGGGGUCUUGCUUCUUGAAAUUAUAAGUGGCAAGAGGAAUAAAGGCUUCUGCGACUCGGAUAGUAACCUUAAUCUUCUCGGAUGUGUGUGGAGGAAGUGGAAAGAAGGUCAAGGUCUAGAGAUAGUAGACAGGGUCAUAAUAGAUUCUUCAUCACCAACGUUCAGGCCACGUGAAAUCUUAAGAUGCAUGCAGAUUGGCCUCGUGUGUGUUCAAGAACGUGUAGAGGAUAGACCAAUGAUGUCAUCACUAAUUUUGAUGCUUGGUAGUGAAGCUGCAUUGAUUCCUCAACCUAAACAUCCAGGUUAUUGCGUCAGCGGAAGUUCUUAUUCUAGUUGGAGCAAACGGCCUGACGAUGAAUUUUGCACAGUGAACCAAAUCACCAUGUCGAUCAUUGACGCUCGGUAAUAUGAUAGCUGUGAUAAUAUUCUCAUUAUUAAAGUCUUACUAAAUGGAAAAAAAUAUGAGUUUUACCAAGUUAAGUGACAAUGCGUGCGAAACUCUAGUCUCUAUCGAAAUUUUCACUCAACUUCUUAUAUUUACUCGAUCUGGUGUCGUUAUUUCGAGUCAACUCACCUUCAGCAACUGCAGCAACCAUCUCACCACAGGCAAUUCAAAGACAACCAUAGAUCACACAUACCCAAACAGUUGUGAAUAUCUCUACCUAUUUUACAUACUACAUAGUUCGUACUCUGUUUUUGUAAGCUCAAGAGCUCG
Raphanus sativus (radish) is the source of this 1717-nucleotide messenger RNA. Its product is annotated as receptor-like serine/threonine-protein kinase SD1-8. Gene Ontology annotation, molecular function: protein serine/threonine kinase activity; ATP binding. Bases 227 to 1408 code for a protein of 393 amino acids. The transcript is spliced from 6 exons. Lineage: Eukaryota; Viridiplantae; Streptophyta; Magnoliopsida; Brassicales; Brassicaceae. The record is from RefSeq and is a predicted model, not a curated record. Gene Ontology annotation, biological process: protein phosphorylation.